This is a messenger RNA of Eucalyptus grandis, 3668 nucleotides long. RefSeq names its product disease resistance protein At4g27190-like. Gene Ontology annotation, molecular function: ADP binding. NCBI's taxonomy places the organism in Eukaryota, Viridiplantae, Streptophyta, Magnoliopsida, Myrtales, Myrtaceae. The transcript has 4 exons. The record is from RefSeq and is a predicted model, not a curated record. The coding region runs from base 282 to 3668 and encodes 1128 amino acids.
UUGUGCUUGAAGAGGAGAAGUGCUUCGGUAAGAACACCAUGCCACAGACGAGAAAUCAUAGAGACGCCCGUUCUUUUUCUGAGAUAAUUUGCUUUCGAUAACUCCAGGUCGAGGCAUGAGGGCAGCCCUCCAAUUAUACUGUCUUUCGAGAUUUGAACACAAUUUCGAUCUGCUCAAAGUUUCCUUCGCGACCAUAUGCUAAAGCGAGUACUAAGAGGAGAAACAACAAGAGGAACAAAAGAGGGGAGAAAAGGGAAUUUCUUCAAUUUAAAGAAGAAAUUAUGGCUGAAGCAUGUGCUACCUCCGUUGCAAAGAAUCUUGCAUUAAAAGUCGGUGAGUACCUGUUUGCUUCGAUUAGUCGUCAAUUUGGGUACGUGCUAUGCUAUAAGAGCUAUGUCGAAGAUCUCAAAGAUAGAGUCAAGGAGCUGGAGACUGUGAGGGAAAGGGUGCAACACUUGGUCGAUGAAGCUGUGUAUGACGGAAAACCUAUAUACACUGAUAUUAAGAAUUGGCUAGAGAGUGUGGAGAAUAAGGCUAAGGAAGUAGAAAACCUGUUGAAACAUGGUGAAAGUGCAAAAAUUUCUUGCUUUCGUGGGUGGCUUCCCAACCCUGUGGUGCUCCAUCCAAUUGGCAGGAAGGUGAAAAAGAUGACUCGAGUCAUUCAGGGACUCCAUGAGAAAAGCCCAAAUAGUAACUUCCAGAAGGUCUUCUAUGAGAAUACUCCGAUAGGAAUUGUCACCGAUACCACUUUUGCUACAAUAUCUGUCGACAACAAAGAAGAUAUCCUGGACUCAAGGGCCUCAAUCAUACAUGAUUUAAUGAAAGCUAUAGCAAAUGACAAGGUCUUUGUGGUUGGGGUGUAUGGACCAGGUGGGGUUGGCAAGUCCAAGCUUUUGGAGGACAUUGAAAGGCAAGUUAAGGAAGAGAAGUUGUUUGAUGUUGUUGCCAGAGCAAAUAUAUCACGCAAUCCUGAUCUAAAAACAAUCCAGGGAGAGAUCGCUUAUGCACUAGGUUUGAAAAUAAUGAAUGAGGAAACUACUCAUGGGAGAGCAUAUCUUUUACGCAGGAGGUUAGAGAGUGAUCCUAAGAAAAAAAUUCUCAUAAUUUUAGAUAAUUUGUGGAAGAAGGUAGAGUUGAAGGAAGUUGGAAUUCCUUGUGGAGAUGAUAAUAAAGUAAGAGGCUGCAAACUGUUGCUAACAUCUAGAUACCGAGAUGUUUUGCUCAUUGACAUGGGUUCUGACCGAGAAUUCCGACUCAAUGAGUUAAAGCAUGGAGAAGCACAGAGAAUUUUUGAAAGAACAAUGGGAGAUAGAGUUAAUGAUCCUAACUUUAAACCCUUGGUAGAUGGAGUGGUCAAGAAUUGUGGAGGCUUGCCCCUUUUGAUUAUUUCAUUGGCAAAGAGGUUGAAGCAUGGAGAUUUGGCUGCAUGGAGGAAUGCUUUGACCAAUAUAGAACCGUCAGAUGUAAAAUCCAUAGUGGAACUAAAUUAUAAUGACUUAAAAGAUGAGAGGAUCAAAUCAUUCCAGACCAUCGAAAACACUAGAGAUAGGUUCAUUAUGGAUCUACAAAGCCUACAAGACUCUUCUUUGGUACUGGAUAGUGAGAACAUAGAACAAUUUAGAAUGCAUGACAUAUUUGUUGAACUAGCCAUCUCCAUUGCUUCCACAGAAUGGAACGCCUUAGUCGGGAGAAAGGACUAUGGGUUUAAAGACUGGUCAAAGGAUGAGCUCAGAAAAUGCACGGCAAUAUCCUUCCCUCAUGUUGGCAUUGAUGAUCUUCCUGAAAAAUUGGACUGCCCAAAUUUGAGGAUUCUUCUAUUACUCGAAAGCCACCUAUCUCUCGAAAUUCCUGAAUCAUUUUUUGAAUCUAUGGAGAAGCUCCAAGUCUUGGACACUUCUGGCUUUUCUUUCACCUCUCUACCUUCAUCCACUGAGUUCCUUAAAAACCUCAAGUCAUUGUGUCUUGAGUACUGCCAUCUGGAGGAUCUGACUGUCAUUGGAAAGCUGAAAGGAUUGCAGUUCCUAAGUUUAUAUAGAUCUGCAUUCACUCGGUUGCCAAAAGAAAUAGGUGAACUAAAAGAAUUGAAAUAUUUGGGCCUGAGUGGGUGCACCAAGCUCAAAGUUAUUGAACCUGGUGUGCUCGAAAGCUUGGUUAAUUUAGAAGAAUUGUAUAUUGAAGACAGUUUUGAUCAGUGGGAGGCUGAGGAUGAAGCACCGCGAAGCAACGCUAGCUUGGUUGAGUUGAAGAAUAUGAAGAAGUUGAGCACCUUGUACAUUGCCGUUCCUCAUUCUGCCAAUCUCUCAAGAGACUUGCCAUUUAUGAAAUUGAACAAGCAUAAAAUCCAAGUUGGGGACGUUUGGGAUUGGUCGGGUGAAUACAAAGAAUCCAGAACUUUAAAGCUCAAGCUGGAUUUAGGCAGUCUUCUUCUUGAAGACUGGAUGCAGAGAUGUUUGCAGAUAACAGAAGAUCUCCACUUGGAUGGGAUGCAAGAUGGCAACGACAGCAUUCACGAUUUGUGCGUCGAAGGUUUUCAGGAAUUGAAGCAUCUUCAUGUGCAAAGGAGCCCCUCACUUCAGUACAUUAUUCAUUUCACUGAAAAUGUCCCACGCACUGCAUUUUCUAGAUUGGAAUCAUUGUUUCUCAAGAAUUUGAACAAUAUGGAGAAGAUUUGUCACGGUUGUCUUACCCCAGAAUCCUUCAGCAAAUUAAAGAUUGUGAAAGUGGAUAACUGUGGUGAAAUCAAACAUUUAUUUCCUUUGUCCAUGAAGAGAAUAUUCUUGCAGCUCGAAGAGAUUGAAAUAAGUAGAUGCCACUUGAUGCAACAAAUUAUUGCAAAUGCCGAAGCAGAUGAAGAUGGAGAAGAGAUAGAUGAUGAUCCCAAAGUGCAGUCAUGCAAUGUACGUAUGUUGACAUUGCGAAACUUGCCAGAGAUGACGAGCUUCUGGAAAACCAUGGACUAUUCAGUCGCAUUCUUCAAUGGACAACAGGUUUCACUGCCCCAGUUGGAGUCCUUGACAUUGUCUGAACUUCCCAAAUUGAAAGAGAUAUGGAGUUCUCAAUUCCCCUUAGAUGUGAGCAACUUAAAAUUUCUGAAAGUAGAGGAUUGCACUUUCCUCUUGAGCAUCAUCCCAUCAAAUAUACUACUGAAGCUGCGGAAUUUGGAAGCCAUAACCAUUGAAAGAUGUCACUUAAUACGAGAAGUAUUCGACCUUGAAGGACUGAUAGCCAGUGACAAUGUCAAGAUUCUAUCACGAUUGACCAAAGUAACUUUAAGUGACUUACCAAGUAUGGGAUGUAUAUGGAACAAGAAUCCAAGAACAUUGUGUUUCCAAAAUCUAAGGUCACUGAAGGUGCAAAAUUGUGAGAAAUUGAGGUUUCUUUUUUCUUCUUCCAUGGCUAAAGGACUCGGGCAAAUAAAAGAAAUUGAAAUAGUGACUUGUAAAUUGAUGGAGGAAAUUAUGGAUGCACAAGAAGAAGAGUCCGAGGAAGAUGCAACCACCAACACUUUAGAGUUCCCUCUAUUAACUUCCUUGUCUCUUGAGAAAUUGCCAAAUCUCAUGACAUUCUCUUAUGGGAAGUGCUAUAUUUCCUGUCCAUCCCUAACAAGACUGAGAAUAUCUGGAUGCCCCAAAAUGAUGACAUUCUCUUUAUUCGAAGGAAAGCAAUAG